Penicilliopsis zonata CBS 506.65 is the source of this 2930-nucleotide messenger RNA. RefSeq lists its product as hypothetical. The transcript has 4 exons. Gene Ontology annotation, cellular component: MCM complex; nucleus. The record is from RefSeq and is a predicted model, not a curated record. Gene Ontology annotation, biological process: mitotic DNA replication initiation; double-strand break repair via break-induced replication; DNA replication. Lineage: Eukaryota; Fungi; Ascomycota; Eurotiomycetes; Eurotiales; Aspergillaceae. Gene Ontology annotation, molecular function: 3'-5' DNA helicase activity; single-stranded DNA helicase activity; single-stranded DNA binding. Bases 122 to 2818 code for a protein of 898 amino acids.
GCAUCUCCUCCCACCAGCCCACGAGCAGCUACAUCUCAGGCGUGCAACUCGCUUCUCUCGCUCCAGGCUACAAUCUUCAUUCGAAGCAAAUUACAUACAAGUCGUGUGAACGACGAACAAGAUGAGUUCACCACUCCGUCCCAGUCGCUCUGCUGCGAACCGCGGCUUAGGAAGUCUGAAUCGGCGCAAGAGAUCAAGAGAGCCCGAUGAUGAGACCUCUUCGAUUGUUCCUCCGUCUAGCCCCCCCCCUUCUUCCCCUCCCAUGCUCCCGUUCGAUGAUGACAACGAGAUCGACGAUGAAGGGGCGGAAUUCAUAGGUGAUAUCGAUGACAUCGAAGAGAUGGCUGAGGAUGAGGAUGGUAUUGAUCUGUUUGGCGACAAUUUCGAAAGAGAUUACCGCCAAGGCGGUGCCGACGAUCGCUACCAGGGCGAGUACAUCGAUGAUGAGGAGGACCAGGAGGAGCUUGAUCUUGCUACCCGUCGACAGCUUGAAGCUCGCAUGAACAGAAGAGAUCGCGAACUUGACCGUCGGCGCCGUAUGCCUGCAGCUUUCCUGCAAGACGAUGACGACGAUAGCAACAUGGAUCUCACUCGUCAGCCUCGGCGCCGAAGACAUCACUAUGAUGAGGACCGUGAAGACAUUGAAAUGGGCGACGAUGCUUUAGAGGAGCUUACUCUAGAAGAAUUAUCUGACAUUAAGGCGGACAACAUCACCGAUUGGGUCACGCAGCCUCAAGUUUUGCGUUCCAUCUAUCGGGAGUUCAAGGCCUUCCUGACAGAAUUCACGGACCCUGCCGGUGCUUCAGUGUACGGAAACCGGAUCAAAACCCUCGGUGAGGUGAACUCUGCCUCCCUCGAGGUCUCAUACAACCAUCUCAGUUCCACCAGAGCCACUCUCUCCUACUUCCUCUGCAACGAACCCACCGAGGUUCUCAAAGUGUUUGAUCAAGUUGCUCUUGACGUCACCUUAUUCCACUACCCACAGUACCAUGACAUCCACAACGAGAUUCAUGUGCGCAUCACCGACUUGCCGCUCUGCUUCACUUUACGAGAGCUGCGCCAGUCACACCUCAACUCGCUCGUCCGCGUCACUGGAGUUGUGACCCGACGGACAGGCGUCUUCCCUCAACUGAAAUACGUCAUGUUCCUGUGCCAGAAAUGCCAUACGACUCUUGGUCCCUACCAACAAGAGGCUAAUACCGAAGUGAAGAUCACCUACUGCCAGAGUUGUCAGUCCAAGGGGCCUUUCACUGUCAACUCGGAGAAAACUGUGUACCGUAACUACCAGAAGUUGACGCUGCAGGAGUCCCCUGGCUCUGUACCCGCCGGGCGGCUACCACGCCAGCGGGAAGUCAUCCUUCUAGCUGAUCUUAUCGACUUGGCAAAGCCAGGUGAUGAGAUUGAGGUCACUGGAAUUUACCGAAACAGCUACGAUGCACAGCUCAACAACAGGAACGGAUUCCCCGUCUUCGCUACCAUCAUCGAAGCGAACCACGUCAUUAAAUCCCACGACCAGCUGGCUGGCUUCCGCUUGACGGACGAGGAUGAACAAAAAAUCCGGGCCUUGGCCAGGGAUCCUGAUAUUGUUGACAAGAUUAUCCGAUCGAUUGCGCCCAGUAUUUACGGACAUCAGGACGUCAAGACCGCCGUGGCUCUGUCACUCUUCGGUGGUGUCAGCAAAGAGGUGCAGGGUAAAAUGUCACUCCGUGGAGACAUCAACGUCCUGCUUCUAGGUGACCCGGGUACCGCUAAGUCCCAGGUGCUGAAGUACGUCGAAAAGACGGCUCACCGCGCAGUUUUCGCUACGGGUCAAGGUGCCAGCGCCGUCGGUCUGACGGCCAGUGUGCGUCGUGAUCCUCUGACAAGCGAGUGGACUCUGGAGGGCGGCGCCUUGGUGUUGGCAGACCGUGGAACAUGUCUGAUCGACGAGUUCGACAAGAUGAACGAUCAGGACCGUACAUCUAUCCACGAAGCCAUGGAGCAGCAGACCAUUUCCAUCUCCAAGGCCGGCAUUGUGACAACACUGCAAGCACGAUGUGCAGUUAUUGCCGCUGCUAACCCGGUGGGCGGCCGCUACAACAGUACCAUCCCCUUCUCGCAGAACGUCGAACUCACGGAACCUAUCCUGUCCCGUUUUGAUAUCCUCUGCGUGGUGCGCGACAUGGUUGACCCCAACGAAGACGAUCGUCUAGCGAACUUCGUCGUGGAGUCUCACCACCGCGCCAACCCCGCGCGCCGUCUCCGCGACCAAGACGGCAAUUUGGUCAACGAGAACGGCGACCUCAUCGACGAAGAGGGGUACCGGAUCGAUAGCAACGGCGCGCGUCUCCCGCUGCUGGAUGACGAGGUGCGCGACCGCAUGGAGAGCAAACGCAAGGCAGAGGAAGAGAACGCGGGCGAAAUCCCCCAGGAGCUGCUGCGCAAGUACAUUCUUUACGCGCGCGAGAAGUGCAAACCGAAGCUGUACCAGAUCGAUCAGGACAAGAUCGCACGGCUCUUUGCCGACAUGCGCCGCGAGUCGCUGGCGACAGGCGCGUACCCGAUCACCGUGCGCCACCUUGAAGCCAUCAUGCGCAUUGCCGAGUCCUUCUGCAAGAUGCGCCUGUCCGAGUUCUGCUCCGCGCAGGACAUCGACCGCGCCAUCGCCGUCACGGUCGACUCCUUCAUCGGCAGCCAGAAGGUCAGCUGUAAGAAGGCACUCUCUCGGGCAUUUGCCAAAUACACCCUCUCCAGACCCAAACCGCUUUCGAACCGCAGAGCAGGUAUUCCCGCGCCAGAUCCCUACAGCACGAGAAGACAGCGAACAGCAGCUCGGUAAUUCUGUGGUCUCGUCCUACAAAAUCUCAAACGUCAUGACCCAUCGUUUGUUCUAGAUAUCCCGGCGUAAUUAUGUAUUGGUCUUAUGGAAAAUCCUUUUUUUCCCUUUUUUC